This is a messenger RNA of Syngnathoides biaculeatus (alligator pipefish), 1511 nucleotides long. It is a transcript of the gene drd3, whose product is annotated as dopamine receptor D3. The record is from RefSeq and is a predicted model, not a curated record. The transcript has 8 exons. Gene Ontology annotation, molecular function: G protein-coupled receptor activity; dopamine neurotransmitter receptor activity, coupled via Gi/Go. The coding region runs from base 156 to 1511 and encodes 451 amino acids. Gene Ontology annotation, biological process: adenylate cyclase-activating adrenergic receptor signaling pathway. NCBI's taxonomy places the organism in Eukaryota, Metazoa, Chordata, Actinopteri, Syngnathiformes, Syngnathidae. Gene Ontology annotation, cellular component: membrane.
GCCGCCCCGCUACAGCCGCCGAGCGUCCACCCGUGUGACGGACGCGCGACUUUGAACUUAUCCAUGGGGUCACAUGAUUUCUCCACUUGGAAGGACUAAAACAAUAAGAGGAUCGCCAAACGUGUCACCCCCAACCCAUCCCAUGUCGGUGGGACAUGACGAUGCUUAGCGGAGCAGAGCAGCUGUGGCCGAACGCGUCGGACGAGCGCAACGGCACCGGUGGGGCGGCGGGGACGGACGACGGUGACGGCGAGCGCAAUUACUACGCCAUGCUCUACUCCCUCCUCAUCCUGGCCAUCGUGUUCGGCAAUGUGCUGGUGUGCCUGGCCGUGCUGAGGGAGCGCUCCCUGCAGACCACCACCAACUACCUGGUGGUCAGCCUGGCCGUGGCAGACUUGUUGGUGGCCUCGCUGGUCAUGCCCUGGGCCGUCUACCUGGAGGUGGUCGGCGGCGCCUGGCUUUUCAGCCGCCUCUACUGCAACGUCUUUGUCACGCUGGAUGUGAUGAUGUGCACCGCCAGCAUUCUCAACUUGUGCGCUAUCAGCAUCGACAGGUACACAGCGGUGGUGAUGCCCGUGUUGUACAACACCACGCACCGCUCGCGCAAGAGGGUGUUCGCCAUGAUCGCCACCGUUUGGGUGCUGGCCUUCGCCGUGUCCUGCCCGUUGCUCUUCGGCUUCAACACCACAGACGACCCCAUGGUGUGCUCCAUCUCCAACCCGGACUUUGUGGUGUACUCGUCGGUGGUGUCCUUCUACUUGCCCUUCAUGGUCACUUUACUGGUCUACAUCCGCAUUUACGUCUUCCUGCGCAUGAGAAGGAAGCGGAUCACCUUCAGCCAGGCCAGUGGGAAAGUGCAGCCCGGCUCCACGCCGCCCUCUGUGGAGACGUGUCUUCAGGAUGGCACGGCCAAGAGCAACCACGACCUGUCACCUAUAAGGAUUAAAGUGCAGUCGGCGGAGGCGUCGGGUCCGUCCAAGUCCGACCUGCUGUCGGGAUGUCUGUGGCGCAAAAGGCCCAAAACGGGACCCGUGGAGAACUCCCCGCCGCCCCCGGUGGACUCGCAGAACUACUGCAGCGUCAGCCACGCCUCCUGUGGCCGCACCGAGCUGGACGCGGAGCAGGAGCGCGACGGGGUGGCGCCUGAGGGUGGCCGGCGGGGGGCGCUGUCGGCGGGCGUGGGCUGCGAAGUGAAGGACCUUUCCAACGGACGCACGCACACCACGCUGCGCCGGAUCAACGCCAACAAUCCGAGAUUCAGGAGCAUGCACGCCCGCGAGAAGAAAGCCACCCAGAUGCUGGCCAUUGUGCUCGGGGUGUUCCUCAUCUGCUGGCUGCCCUUCUUCGUCACGCACAUCCUGAACACGCACUGCGGUACGUGCGCGGUCCCCCCGGGCCUCUACAGCGCCUUCACCUGGCUGGGCUACGUCAACAGCGCCCUCAACCCCGUCAUAUACACCACCUUCAACGUGGAGUUCCGCCGGGCCUUCAUCAAGAUCCUCAGCUGCUGA